CGGGCCACGGCCCACAGCCACAUCAGCCUCAUGGGCGCUGGCGGCUGGAUCAGUCGCCUUGUCUCACAUUUCCUCUCUAGAGCUCUACACUGGGGCGAGAGUUCCAAGGAGGCCACCUAUGCUCUGUUGAUUUUGGUGGAUCAGCAAGAUGCGGGUGCUCUGCCAGCCAUACUGGGUAAUGAAAUGCAGCGUCUUUGAGAUGUCAGGUAUGAGCGUAAACUGCCUCACGCAAAAGGCACACUUCCAAGGUAGAGCAACAAUAGUAAUGAACGGAGUACAUCCAUUCUGAAUCUUAUGAAGCUGCUCUGAAGCCCUCCGAUUCGAUCCUUCUGUUGCUGUUAAUAAUACUGAUAUGGUUUGAUCUGCUUGGCACUCCAACGCAACCUUCUGCAGGGUAAGAAAGGGGCGAUCUUUGGGCCAGCCACUAAGUGUCAGAUGAUGUCACUGAUGCGGCCCCGGUGGCGUCUGAAGAGUGACACCUUGUCAAGGUGUCACUCAAAGCCAGUGCAGGCAACCAAAGGGAGGAGCUUAGCUUGGUACCAUCAUUAGGGUUUGGUCCCAGAGUGCCUCAUCAUCGACAUGGCGCUUCUGUGUGCUGCCCAUGCCCGCGGUGCACUCCUCGGCAUUAUUGUCCUCCUGUUGCUGAGGACAUUGAAGGCGGAUCCGGGGGACGGUGCCGCAUUGCUUGAGUUCAAGUGGGGCCUUAAGAACCCCCAGGUGGUGGCGUCCUGGUCCGAGGCUGUAGGAGAUCCCUGUGUUCCAGGCCAAGCCUGGCUGGGGGUCACAUGCUCUGGCCUCCGGAUUGUGCAGCUCGUACUAGACAGUCUGGACUUGUCUGGGCCACUCACUCCUGGGCUGGGCAACCUGGGGGCGCUACAACGCUUGCAGCUGGCCAACAACAGCCUUGCAUCCAGCAUUCCCAGCUCCUUUGGCCAGCUCACUAAUCUGCAGACCCUCGACCUGCGGGGCAACCUAUUAACGGGGAGCAUCCCUGCGGAGUUGGGAAGUUUGCGUGCCCUUAGCUACCUUGAUCUUUCAUUCAACGGGUUCUCUGGCCAGUUUCCCAGUGCCCUGGGCAGCCUCAGUACGCUCACCUAUUUCUCUGUGAGCGGCAACCUUCAGCUGACGGGGGCCCUCCCGUCCACACUCGGCCAGCUCUCCCGUUGCACCACGCUCCUCCUUGACAACAACCAGUUCCAAGGACCGGUCCCCGACUCAUUUGGCAACUUGAGUGCCCUUGUCACCUUGACCCUGGAACACAAUUCGCUAUUCAACAACCUGCCCUCCACCUUCGCCAACCUGGUCAACCUCGAAACUCUCACGGCAGGGUACAACCAGCUGAGCGGGCUACUGCCGGCGUUUCUAGGCACGCUACCGCGCUUGCGCACCGUGCGCCUCAAUAACAAUGGCUACUCGGGGAGCAUCCCGGCGGGCCUCAACCGGGGGGGGGCGCUGCAGACGCUGGACAUCAGCAGCAACUAUUUGACGCAAGCGGUGCCCGCCAGCCUGCUCACCAUCCCGUUCCUCAAUGUCAGCAACAACCGCGGCCUGUGCGGAGCGCCAGGCCUGCCCCUCUGCUCCGACGGCUCCUCCCCUCCAUCUCCAGAGACGAGCCCUAUUGGCCCUCCAGGCAUGCCACCGCCCCCAGAUGGCAUAGGCAGGGGCGGUGGAGGUGGGUCCGACUCAGGGACGACGGCGGGCAUCGUGGUGGGCGUGCUUCUGGCGAUGGUGCUCGUGAUCGCGGGGGGCGCGUUCCUGGUGUGGCGGCGGCGACGGGGGCUUAAUGACGUGGCAUCGCCAACCAGCAAGGGAGCUGCCGCGCUGCUCCCGCUGCCGUCCAGCCGCGGCCCCCUGCUGGGCAGUGCGGCCCGGCCCCUCGGUGUGGCGCUGCCCAACAAGCGCUGGGACGUGUACAGCUACCGCGAGCUCAGCCGCGCGACUGGCCAGUUCAGCGAGGACAACAUCCUGGGGGAAGGCGGGUUUGGUCACGUGUACAAAGGUGUGUUGAAGGGCGGGGACGUGGUGGCGGUGAAGCGGCUGGGCAGCGCGCGCAGCCAGGGCGAGCGCGAGUUUCGGAGCGAGGUGGACAUUAUCAGCAGCGUGCGCCACCGCAACGUGGUGCGCCUGCGCGGAUGCUGCUCCGAGGGCGCCAAGCGACUCCUUGUCUACGACUACCUGCCCAACGGCUCGCUCGACUCCCACCUCUUUGGUGAGCGUGCGCGAGAGCAGGUGAUGCCGUGGGCGACGCGGCUGCGCAUUGCGGUGGACUCAGCACGGGGGCUGGCCUACCUGCACGAAGACUGCAGUCCAAGAAUUAUCCACCGCGACGUCAAGUCGAGCAACAUCUUGCUGGACGAGCGGCUGCAGGCUAAGGUGGCCGACUUCGGGCUGGCGCGCCUCAGCGGCCUUGACGAGACGCACGUCACCACGCGAGUCAUCGGCACCUUCGGCUACCUUGCGCCAGAGUACGCCAUGUCCGGCCAGCUGACGGAGAAGAGCGACGUGUACAGCUUCGGGGUGGUGUUGCUAGAGCUCAUCACGGGGCGCAAAGCCGUUGACACCUCGCGCACGCCAGACGCGGUCAACUUGGUCGACUGGGCCAAGACGCUGGCGCAAGCUGGCCGGAUUGGCGACUUGGGCGACCCGGCAGAGUCCAUUCCGAAGGACGAGCUCCUCCAAGUCGCGGAAGUGGCAUUCACGUGCGUCAGGAGGGCGGCCGGGCAGAGGCCCAAGAUGAGUCAAGUCAUGGCCUUGUUAGAACAGAUAGAAAAGAAAGAGUACAGAAUUGACAUGUCCAACGUGUCGGGCUCAUUAGAUGAAGAGCCACCGGAUUACGGUAUGGCCCCCGGGCCCCCAGAUUCGUACCCCUCCCAAACGCACCUUUUUGCUGAGCUUGUACACGGAGGGGACGCCGUUGCAGAUGCGGCCAACAAAGAAGGGGAACUGGGAGCGCCCAGUGAUACCGGACUGAAUCGGGCGAACUCCAAAGAAGCACUCUUUGCAAACACGUAUAGAAGUAUGUAA
This is a messenger RNA of Klebsormidium nitens, 3024 nucleotides long. Lineage: Eukaryota; Viridiplantae; Streptophyta; Klebsormidiophyceae; Klebsormidiales; Klebsormidiaceae. The record is from the annotation of a GenBank genome assembly.